This is a messenger RNA of Anopheles cruzii, 1687 nucleotides long. Its product is annotated as synaptotagmin-5. Bases 215 to 1687 code for a protein of 490 amino acids. Gene Ontology annotation, biological process: regulation of dopamine secretion; calcium-ion regulated exocytosis; regulation of calcium ion-dependent exocytosis. The transcript is spliced from 7 exons. Gene Ontology annotation, molecular function: calcium ion binding; phosphatidylserine binding; syntaxin binding. Gene Ontology annotation, cellular component: membrane. The record is from RefSeq and is a predicted model, not a curated record. NCBI's taxonomy places the organism in Eukaryota, Metazoa, Arthropoda, Insecta, Diptera, Culicidae.
CCAAAGGACGAAGGUCGGAUAUUUUAACGCCGGGUGGGGUGUAAUAUGGCUCCGUUUCGUCCGGCGCACGGUCUGAGGAUCGCUUGAGGACUGUGGUGCUUCUGUGGUGCGAUUGAUCAUCUGGAUUAGGUCAGCCAACAUGCCCAAGAUUCGUUAGUUACACUCACCCUCGUAGAUAGUAGACACACCGCACAAAAAAAUCACAUAACUAAGGAUGAAGUCGGUACUGGGCUGGUUCGGCCAACCGGAGACCUUCAACCCCGCCCAGGUGGCUAUCUAUGGAUCGAUAUCGUUCCUGAUUGUUUCGCUGCUGGGUCUGCUGAUCUACAUCACCUGCUCCAAACGCUACCGCCUCAAUUGGUUCGAGAAGAAUCUCCUCGAAUCGGCCAACGAACGUGAGGCCGCCCUGCAGCACAGCCACGGAGGACCAAUAACCUGCCCGAUUGCGUACAACGUUGACGCGGUCGCCGGAACCUCACGGUAUCUCAAUCGGCCCCACGGGAGUCCACAGGCGAAGGCAGAAAAUCCACCAUUCUGGGCGUCCCAGGGCCUGUACCGGAAGAGCGACAGUCGGGGCCAGUUGAUUGACACGUCCGAUGAGGAGACAACCGGCGACAGUGGAGACUCGGCGUGCAGCAGCAGUAGGUCAGUUAUAGCGGCACCCAGUGGAGCUGUCGCCAUCGCCAGCACUAGCCGGCACGUCGUGCUCGUAACGUCCAGCCCGGCCAAACCCACAACCUCGAUGGUGGCUUCGAAAGGGCAAGGCAGCGGAUCAGAUAUGGUGGACUCCGCCAGCACUUGCAGCACGCUCAGUCGGGGCGAUUUGGGUGGUGAGGACGCCCGCGGUGCCAUUCGCCUGACGCUGAGCUACGACCCAGGCGCCGGCAUCCUGAACGUACGGCUCGCAGAGGCCCAGGAUUUGCAGCCACAGGACUUCAGCGGAACGGCGGAUCCGUACGCCAAGAUACGACUGCUGCCGGAUCGAAACAAUAUGUGGCAAACGAGAAUUCAUAAAAAGACACUUAACCCGGUAUUUGACGAAGAUUUUGUGUUUGAGGUGCGCUCGGCAACCAUCGGCAGACGCACGCUGGAAAUUUUGCUGUUCGACUUCGACGCCUACUCGCGGCAUGUCUGCAUCGGUGGUGUUCAAUUUCCUCUGGGCCAAGUAUGUCUGGCGGAGAAGAUAGACGUUUGGCGACCGCUGCUACCCUACACCGAGCAGGAUAACAAGCAAGAUCUGGGCGAUCUGAUGGUGUCACUGUCGUACCAGCCGCCGUGCGAGAAGCUGACGGUCGUCAUCAUUAAAGCCCGUAAUCUACGUGUGAUGGACGGGACGCGAAAUUCGUCCGAUCCGUACGUGAAGGUAUGCCUCUACAAUGCCGACGGGAGGCGUAUCAAGAAGCGCAAGACCACCGUGGCCCGCAACACGACCGCUCCUGUCUACAAUGAGGCCCUCUCGUUCGACAUUAGCCGUGAAACGUUGAAAGACUGCUCGAUUGAGUUUCAGGUUCUGCACGAUAAUCUGCUGGGCCGGAACGAAACCAUUGGCCGAGCGAUGGUGGGUGCCGGACCGGAAUUUCGGGAGGAGAACCGGAAGUUCUUCGACGAACUAUUUCGAACGCGCGCCGCCACGGCGCAGUGGAUUGCGUUGUCCGAGCUGAAGCUGAAAUCGGAUACGACCAAGUAA